Oncorhynchus nerka (sockeye salmon) is the source of this 3929-nucleotide messenger RNA. RefSeq names its product serine/threonine-protein phosphatase 2A 55 kDa regulatory subunit B gamma isoform-like. Lineage: Eukaryota; Metazoa; Chordata; Actinopteri; Salmoniformes; Salmonidae. The record is from RefSeq and is a predicted model, not a curated record. Gene Ontology annotation, cellular component: cytosol; protein phosphatase type 2A complex. Bases 666 to 2015 code for a protein of 449 amino acids. Gene Ontology annotation, molecular function: protein phosphatase regulator activity; protein binding. The transcript is spliced from 9 exons.
UCUCCCUCACACACACACGCGUGCGCUUUCACACACAUUCAUACGCCAGAGCUGACACUGCAGCAGAAAAACAGCCUGGUAGCGAAAGAGAGGGACUCCAUUGACUGUGAGAGAGGACUGUCUUCAUGCAGGCUCUAUCGAGGAGUACCUGACCAGAGGCAAUGGGCUGUGGGUGUGUGUGUUAAUGUGUUAGGUGUGUGUGUGUGUGUGUGUGUGUGUGUGUGUGUGUGUGUGUGUGUGUGUGUGUGUGUGUGUGUGUGUGUGUGUGUGUGUGUGUGUGUGUGUGUGUGUGUGUGUGUGUGUGUGUGUGUGUGUGUGAGAGAGAGAGCACCCUAGCAAGAGAAGCAGCACUGCAGAUACUGACUGAGUCCGGGGCUCAGCUUGGAGCAUCGACCGAGAAACGAAGAUCCAUUGCUCUCAACCUCUGUGUGUGUGUGUCAGUGAACGUGUAUGUUUGUGUAAGAGCUGGUGUGUCAUUCACUGCUCUGCCUGCGUAUCCUUGCGUAUCUGUGUCGUCGGCCCUCUCCCUGUCCCUGUCCCAGAAUGCUUCAUUCUGCGCCCCUGUGCUGAGGAGGCGUUGGGCAGUAUGGACUGUGCGCUGGCCGGGACCCCCCCCACGGAUCUAGGCUGCCCCCCCAGGACGGGCACACACCGCACCUCUGCUAAUGGGCGAGGACACUGACACCACCCGAAUACUGAACCACAGCUUCCUCCGAGACCACAACUAUGUGACUGAAGCUGAUAUCAUCUCCACUGUUGAGUUCAACCACACUGGAGAGCUCCUGGCCACAGGGGACAAGGGGGGACGUGUGGUCAUCUUCCAGAGGGAACCUGAGGGUAAGACAGAGCCAUUCUCCCAGGGGGAGUAUAAUGUCUACAACACCUUCCAGAGUCAUGAGCCGGAGUUUGACUACCUGAAGAGUCUGGAGAUAGAGGAGAAGAUCAACAAGAUACGAUGGCUGCCACAGCAGAACGCCGCCCACUUCCUCCUCUCCACCAAUGAUAAGACCGUUAAGCUGUGGAAGGUGAGUGAGCGGGACAAGAGGCCUGAAGGCUACAACCUGAAGGAUGAGGAGGGCAGGAUGAAGAACCUCUCCACUGUCACCUCACUACAGGUGCCGGUGUUGAAGCCCAUGGAUCUGAUGGUGGAGGUGAGUCCUCGGCGUGUGUUUGCCAAUGCCCACACCUACCAUGUCAACUCCAUCUCUGUCAAUUCUGACCAUGAGACCUACAUGUCAGCUGACGACCUGAGGAUCAACCUCUGGCACCUGGGCAUCACCAACCGCAGCUUCAACAUCGUGGAUAUCAAGCCAGUCAACAUGGAGGAUCUGACAGAGGUGAUAACAGCAGCAGAGUUCCAUCCUCACCACUGUAACCUGUUGGUCUAUAGCAGCAGUAAGGGAACUCUACGGCUCUGUGACAUGAGAGAGGCCGCACUGUGUGACAAACACUCCAAACUGUUUGAGGAGCCGGAAGACCCCAGUAACCGCUCCUUCUUCUCUGAGAUCAUCUCGUCUGUGUCGGACGUGAAGUUCAGCCACAGCGGGCGCUACCUGCUGACCAGAGACUACCUCACUGCCAAGGUGUGGGACCUGAACAUGGAGAACAAGCCCCUGGAGAUAUACCAGGUGCAUGAAUACCUCCGCAGCAAGCUUUGCUCCCUGUACGAGAACGACUGCAUCUUCGACAAGUUUGAGUGUGUCUGGAACGGCUCAGACAGUGUGAUCAUGACUGGGGCCUACAACAAUUUCUUCCGGAUGUUUGACCGGAACACCAACCGUGACGUGACCCUGGAGGCGUCCAGGGAGAGCAGUAAGCCCCGGGCCGUGCUCAAGCCUCGCCGCGUCUGCCAGGGCGGGAAACGACGCAAGGAUGACAUCAGCGUGGACAGCCUGGACUUCACCAAGAAGAUCCUGCACACGGCCUGGCACCCCACGGAGAACAUCAUCGCCAUCGCUGCCACCAACAACCUGUACAUCUUCCAGGACAAACUCAACCAGGAGAUGCAUGGCUGAGAGAGAGAGAGAGCAGGAGGCUGGAGACAUACACACACACACAUACUGAUGCAAACAUUAAUUCAGACAGUAAGGCAAGCAAGAACAUGUAACAUAUGCACACACACACACACACACACACACACACUCUCGCUCUCUCUCUAGAUGACAGGGAGAUGCUGUAAAGACACACACUCCGCAGUUCUCAGUGGAUGGACCGGUCCACCCUAGGACCAGACAGGGGGAGCUGGAUAACCCAAUAAGAAUGAUGCUGGAUUAUGGUUUAUGGAAUUCUAAAUCAUGGAUGUGUUGACUGUUGACCUCUGGAUUGUGGCUGAUCUGAUGGUGUUUGUUUUGCUAUUGGUCAUUUUUGCAUUCUGAGGGGUUUGACCUCUUGACCGGAGGAGCUUUCACACGUGUCUGCCUUUUUCUGAUCAUCUGCCUCUUCCUCUUCUUCCCCUUCCUCCUCACUCUGUUUCUGUACAUGUCUGUGCUCAGUCCUCUCCUACAGUCUGGACUGAUUCUUGACGUUGGUGUAAAAAAAACCUUUGUGGUUCCUGGUGGUAACUAGUGGAAAUGUUUGCGGAAUGUUUGAAGUCUAAUUAUAGUUUUUUUGUUAAAUCAUGAAUUAUCAUUAAUGAUGAUGAUGAUGGUAAAAGUGAUGACAAUGACAGUUAAUGGUACAUGAGACAUUAGUCAGUAGGACGUUGUUCCACAAGGCUGCCUGUCACACCUAGGUGACAUUUCAUCCUGGUGUUUCAGUUGAUUGUGAAGACUGCUGGGGAACUUGGCUGUGUCGUGCUACUUUGCAAUGAAAUACAAGGAAUGAAGCAAAAAUCAAGUCCAACAAUCAAGCAAAAAAUAUGCUGCAUGAUGGAUUUUUUUUUUGUUUAUAUAAAUUUACUGGCUGCCUUUCUAACCAUAAACAGGCUGUAAAAAGGCUUCUGGAGCUCUGCCUCUACACAGCACUAGUUACCAUAGACAACAACAAAGAGCUCUCCUUUUGUUUGUGUUUACCGGACACAAAAAGCAUGUUUACCAGUGUUCAGUUUUACGGUGUACAUUUGAAAUGAAGCCCAAAUAAUACAUAGUUUUACAUGAAGAUACUGAACCAGAGGUAUGGGGAAUGUUUUAUCAACGUUGUAAACUAAACUGUUAAAGGAAUGUUUUAUCAACGUUGUAAUCUAAACCUUUAAAGGAAUGUUUUAUCAACGUUCUAAUCUAAACCUUUAAAGGAAUGUUUUAUCAACGUUGUAAUCUAAACCUUUAAAGGAAUGUUUUAUCAACGUUGUAAUCUAAACCUUUAAAGGAAUGUUUGAUCAACGUUGUAAUCUAAACCUUUAAAGGAAUGUUUGAUCAACGUUGUAAUCUAAACCUUUAAUAAAGGAAUGUUUUAUCAACGUUGUAAUCUAAACCUUUAAAGGAAUGUUUUAUCAACGUUGUAAUCUAAACCUUUAAAGAUAUGAUUUAUCAGGGUUGUAAUCUAAAUCUUUAAAAGAAUGUUUAAUCAACAUUGUAAUCUAAAUCUUUAAAGGAACGUUUUAUCAGGGUUGUAAUCUAAACCUUUAAAGGGCCUGAAUGGUAUCUGCUGGAUAUUCAACUCUUUUUGACAUUUCUAGGUUUGUUGUUUCGGAUCAAGAACCAAGUGUGCAGAGCCGAUCAUCUCUGACGAUGGUGUUCAUGGCAACAAGAGAGAGAUUAUUAAACUCUUCCCUCUAGCCUUUCAACAAAUUCAGAAUUUUUUGGAGAAGUUAUUGUUAACUUAUGUCUUUUUUUAACAUCUGUCACGUGUUUGAUUUCAUGUCCUGCUGCCCUGGCAUUGAUUCACAUAUUUUGUGUUCAUGUAUUUUCAACGGGAAAAAAAAAUCUCAUGAACAAUUUCGAAUAAGUUGAUGUUAUUUUUUUUUUCUGAAUAAAGAUUUCAACAAUAUUGCA